This is a messenger RNA of Sorghum bicolor (sorghum), 639 nucleotides long. RefSeq names its product lysine-rich arabinogalactan protein 19-like. Lineage: Eukaryota; Viridiplantae; Streptophyta; Magnoliopsida; Poales; Poaceae. The coding region runs from base 1 to 639 and encodes 212 amino acids. The transcript has a single exon. The record is from RefSeq and is a predicted model, not a curated record.
AUGUCAUCUUCAGCACCCACCACCUCCGUGCCGCCGACGUCGGGCAUCCCGGUCACCACGCUGCCGCCGACCACCACCACCAGCCCGCCGCCCACCACCACCACAGCGCUGCUCAACUCGUCCGCCGCGGGGAUCGUUCCAUCCUCGCCACCAGCUGCGCAGCCGAUCGAACCGACCGCCGCCGCUUUCGGCAACCUGGUCGCUGCCAUCUACGGGAUGCAAAAGCAGAUCAGCGAUCUCUCGGUCCGCAUGUCCUCCAUGGAAGGCCGCCAGCCCUCACCGCCGCAGUCUUACCCCUACGGACUGCCGGGUUACGGCGGCAUACCAGCGCUGCCAGCGCCAGGGCCAGCCAUCUCCGAGCUCUUCGCUGUGCCACCGUUUCAGCCGCCGCAGCACACAUCCACCACCCCCACCCAGUCCUCCAUCGCAUCGCCGUCGAUGACUGGGGGCGUCCCCAUCACCCAAAUUUCGUUUCCCCACUCACCAUCACCAAUUCCCACCAUGUCCUCCAUUAUGGGCAGCGCCCAUCCGCCAACCCAACCGCCUACCGCUCACUACACCGCUGCCCAGCCUUAUGUCCCUGAACCUGCGAAUCCCAUCGUUCCUCGCUACCAGAAAGCUGGAAUUCCCCACCUAUGA